AUGUCGCAGCGUAACAGCUGGUUACGGGGAACCACCGUCCGAAAGUCUGGUCCCUCCACUACCGCUAACACUCGGACAAGCACACCACAACUUCAAAAUUCUUCGGGCACAAUUUAUGGAGGCGGUGUAAAGGACCCUUCGGGGAGGACCACUGAAUACUUUUCAAUGGAUGACCAAUGCCCUGUGUGCAAGUCUGACAGGUAUCUCAACCCCAAACUGCGUCUUCUCGUUUCGGCAUGCUACCAUAAAAUGCAAGCAACUUCCUGCAUUGAUCGCCUAUAUACACUGGGCCCGGCGCCGUGCCCCGUUUGCAACAAGAUUCUCCGGAAGCUUGCAUUCACUCCUCAAACGUUCGAAGACCUUACCGUAGAGAAGGAGGUUGCGAUCAGGCGAAGGAUAGCCAAAGAAUUCAACAAACGGCGAGAAGACUUCGCAGACCUUCGCGCGUACAACGACUAUCUUCAGUGGGUAGAAGAUAUUGCUUUCAAUCUCAUCAACGACAUCGACGUCGCCGAGACCGAGGCCGAAAUCAAAAAAUACCGCAUCGAAAAUGCAGCGCUCAUUGAGCUCAACAUGAAGCGGGAAGAAGAGUACAACAGGUACCUCCAGGAGCAAGAGGAGGCAGAGCGCCAAGAGCGCGAGCUCCGUGCCCAGGAGCUUCGUCGAAUCGAAGAAGAGGAGCGCGAAGAACGCGAGAAGGGUAAGCAAGCAAUCAUCGACAAACUGGAAACCAGCGACAAGGAUGCUUCUCGCCUUGUCGCCAAGUCCCGUCUUGAAGCCCAGCGUCGUGCAUCGGCCCGCGCAGCGUCGUCCACUUCAUCCUUCAACCAGAGCAACGCUCGCUUGCUGCGCUCGCGAGCAGCUCAAAGCACGGUGAUACCAGACGUCCCUCACGUUGCCAUCCAGGACGACUACUAUAUCUACGACGACAUGUUCACGAUAAAGGACUCGUACCACGAUCCGGCCAGCGAGGCCGUACGUCGAGACAGGGAGGGCAUCAUGCGCGCUGGUGGUUACAUGGUCAAUCAAGCUUGGGAACGAGCGUUGCGAUUUGCUGUCGCGGGGUUGGAGAUCGCACCGUUAUCUGGUAUGCCAGACCCAGCCCAGGUACCAAUGGCCGUUGAUGGCGAGGGCACCUCAGAUGUGGUCAUGUCUACUGCAUCAUGA
Epithele typhae is the source of this 1167-nucleotide messenger RNA. Its product is annotated as CDK-activating kinase assembly factor. Bases 1 to 1167 code for a protein of 388 amino acids. Gene Ontology annotation, molecular function: cyclin-dependent protein serine/threonine kinase activator activity. Gene Ontology annotation, cellular component: transcription factor TFIIH holo complex. Gene Ontology annotation, biological process: nucleotide-excision repair; regulation of transcription by RNA polymerase II; positive regulation of cyclin-dependent protein serine/threonine kinase activity. The record is from RefSeq and is a predicted model, not a curated record. Lineage: Eukaryota; Fungi; Basidiomycota; Agaricomycetes; Polyporales; Epitheliaceae. The transcript has 5 exons.